AUGUGCAGGGCAUGUUGCAGACACGCAGGCAGGCUGCCCUGUGCCCCCACAGGCCCUGGCCCCUACCCACCAGCGCAUCACAGCGUGGUUGUGGCAUCACAAUGGGUGUCAGUGGCACCGAGGUGGCCUCGGCCACCAGCACCCGCCCGUGCCCCAGUGCGCAGCUGUGCCAGCGCAAGAGAGCAGGGAGACGUGGGCUCCCGGCUGAGCGGCACAGCAGAGCACGGGGACAGCGGUCCCAGCGUUUCCCAGGCCUGCUCGGCUCCUGGCGCUGCUUGGCCUUGUCACCUGGCCCUCGGCAGCGCUAUGGGGCAGAUGUGCUGUGGUGUGCGGGGCUCUGCCGGCCCGGCUCCCAGCUCGCAGGCCUCGCCGCGGCCCCCUGCGUUUUUCAGGAGCUCCGAGCUCCUGCUGGUUGAGCGUGCGCAGGUGACGCGGCACCAGCGCACGCAGGGAAGGCACCUCCUACUCUUCCCCGACGCUGUCGCCUUCGCCAAAUUCAACUGCCCUCUCCCUCAGCGCCCUGCACGCACACAGCGCUGCUCCUGCUGCUGGAGCCUGACGCUCGCUUUCCUCUCACCGGCAGCUCGUGGACCUCCCCAGAAGAGGAGGUCAAUCCCGUGGCCGUUUGCUCGGCACCGCAGCUCGGCCAGCGGGAAGUGCCCAGAGGUGCCGGUUGCCCAGAGCCUUCUGUUUGGGCAGCCCCUGGACAGGCUCUGUGGGGCAGAGGGGAGCCUGCCCCAGCCCAUCCAGGAUAUCCUGGGAAUCUUGUACAGGGAGGGACCCACUGCAGAGGGCAUUUUCCGGAUUGCUGCCAGCGAGCGGGAUCGUCGGCAGCUCAGGGAAGCCCUCGAUACAGGAGGCAGCGUGGAGCUAGAGAGCAAGCCUGUCUACCUCCUGGCUGCUCUCUUGAAGGAUUUCCUUCGAAACAUCCCCUCCACGCUGCUCUCGGUGGCCCUGUACGAGAGAUGGAUGCAGGCUCUGGCUAAGGCAAGCAAGCAGGAGCAGAUGCAAGAGCUGAAAGAGGUGGCUGAGCAACUGCCGCCAUCGAAUCAGCUCUUGCUGAAGAACUUGCUUGCCGUGCUCAAGCACAUCAGCCAGAGCUCUGCACUGAACAAGAUGACCUCCAAGAACCUGGCCAUCUGCAUUGGGCCCAGCAUGCUGGGUCCAGGCCAGGACAGCACCUUGCCGCUCCAGCUGCAGAUGGAGAUGAACAUCAAGGUGUGUGGAAGAUGCCACGGAGCUUCCCGCGUUGGCCACAGCUGA
Molecule: messenger RNA, 1263 nt
Organism: Tinamus guttatus (white-throated tinamou)
Lineage: Eukaryota; Metazoa; Chordata; Aves; Tinamiformes; Tinamidae
Source: RefSeq, a predicted model, not a curated record